UACAACGUAUUGGUAGUACAACAAUAUAUGGAAAUUUAAAUAAAAUUAUUUUAGCAACAAAACGUUGGUCACUUAUUGAUACACGUUUAUAUAUUAAAGUUAUUCUUGAACAUCUUCAAUUAAAAGAUUUAACAUCAACAAUAUGUUUAGAAUUAAAAUCUAUUUAUCAUUGUUUAUGGUGGUUUGAUGAUAAAAAUUAUUGUGAAUUUCGAAUAUGGUCAAAUGCAAAAGGACAAAUUGAUGAUAAUAAUGAUGAAGAAGAAACUAUUUUUGAUUGGAAUAUGAUUGUUUAUUUACCACGAGUUGUUCAAGAUUAUUUCGAAACUAUUAUGAUUGGUUUUGCUCGUUCAAUAUACGAUCGUCUUCGUGAUGAAUAUAAAGAAGCAACAUCAGUAACACAAACAAAUUUACCAGUCAAAGUUCUUGAGUAUUGUAGGGGUUUAUUUACUGAUGAACUUUAUCAACAAUUAAUGUCUAUAACAAAUAAAAUAGAACGAAAAUUAACAAAAAGUGAUUUUGAUUUAACAUUACCAACACCAUUAUCAAGUACAAGUCCAGCACUUGAAUUUGUUAAAUCUGUUUGUUGUCUUCUAUUUCUUUUGCAUGAUAUGCAUGAUGAUGUUAUGAAUCUUCGACGAGAUUUACUUAAAUUACUUAAACUUAGCGAGUAA
Rotaria sp. Silwood2 is the source of this 671-nucleotide messenger RNA. The record is from the annotation of a GenBank genome assembly. NCBI's taxonomy places the organism in Eukaryota, Metazoa, Rotifera, Eurotatoria, Philodinida, Philodinidae.